AUGGCAAGAGACUUCCGGGAAGACCGCGAGAAGUACAAGUGCAUUUGCGGUUUCUUGCAUAUCAAGACAGCCACUUGGAUUAUCUGGGGCCUGAACCUCGCCGGACUGAUCCACGAUCUGCUUCUCACGAGGGCAACUUUAACCGGCAAUGAUGGCGAGGAAGCGGACAGUAUCACCUGGUUCCUCGGCAUCCCUCUCCUGAUGAUCAAGACCUUCGCGUGGACGAUGUUAUUGUGCGGCCUCUUGGCGGAACGCGCGAGCUUCCUGGUCCCGUAUCUCAUCAUCAAGGUACUCGAGUUCCUAUUAUAUGGCCUGAUUGCCGUGUGUCUUGCCAUCGUCCUGGCAGUUGACGCAACUCCAAAAGCCGAUGACGACUCGGCACAACGUGAACUUCAUCGCGUCGCCGCCAGCUUGAGCGGUGGAACCGGCUGGGCAUUAGCUUUUCUCAUCGGUGCAUUUUUGCUCUUCACCCUGAUCGCGUUGUGGACCGUUUUCAAGUGCCGUCGAUACUUCCUCGACUUGGCGGCCCAUUGGGAGCGUACGAACAGCGCAACCAACGCGUACGUUUAUCCUGCCGCAUCGACUUAUCGGGCC
Molecule: messenger RNA, 594 nt
Organism: Mesorhabditis spiculigera
Lineage: Eukaryota; Metazoa; Nematoda; Chromadorea; Rhabditida; Rhabditidae
Source: the annotation of a GenBank genome assembly